AUGUCCUCGAUGUUCGGCAAACCCCGAGCCGGCGGCGAGCGGCCGCCCCAGAGCCCCCUCGCCGAGUGCAACGUGGCCAUCCUGGGGUGCCGAGGGGCCGGCAAGUCAGAGGACACCUACGCCUCGGAGGAGCUGGUGGACCAGCAGCCCGUGCUGCUGAAGGUGAUGGACACCGCCGACCAGGAUGGCCCCGGGAACUGCGAGCGCUACCUGCGCUGGGCCAGCGCCUUCCUCGUCGUCUACAGCAUUGAUGAUAGGAAGAGUUUCGAGGGCUGCCAGCGCUACCUGGAUGUCCUCGCCCUGCACGUGAGGGGCUGCCAGCGCCGCUGCCCCGUGCUCCUGCUGGGCAACAAGCUGGACAUGGAGCAGUACAGGCAGGUGCCCGCAGCCGAAGGGAUGUCGCUGGCGAGCAGGUUUGGGUGCCUCUUCUACGAGGUGUCGGCGUGCCAGGACUUCGCGGGGGUGCAGCACGUCUUCCACGAAGCCGUGCGGGAGGUGCGGCGCCAGGCGGAGCGGAGCCUGCCUGUCCGGCCACUCUUCAUCACUGAGGAGCGUCCCUGCCCGCCGGUGGCCACGCCGGUGGCCCUGCCCACUCGCCACGGCUUGGCCAGCUGCACCUUCAACACCCUCUCCACCGUCAACUACAAGGAGAUCCCCUCGGUGGCCCAGGCCAAGCUGGUCACCGUCAAGUCCUCGCGGGCUCAGAGCAAGAGGAAAGCUCCCACGCUCACCUUGCUGAAAGGCUUCAAGAUAUUUUAGGACGCGUCCCUGCGGGCUGUGGAGGAGGUGGCAGCGAGAGACCCCCGUCCCCCCGGCUUCGCAAGGUCCGAGACCAUCCGUGACGGACUCACGGGCACCGCAGCAGCCGCUGGUGGACCGUGGCCCCGGUCUCCGCGCCGCGGCGAAGCCUGCGGUGGCAAUUUGGCGAGCAGACGGGGUGCCGAGAGUCCGAAAUCGGCUGUGGCAUCACUCUGCCUGCCCCCACCCCAGCUCUCGUCCCUCCCUGGCCGGGCGCUGCCGCGGUGCUUGCACCCUGUCGUGCCACCGGCACUGGGGGCCAGCCCGGUUUUCCGUGUGGAUCCGGGCAGUUCCCGGAGCAGUCGGAGCCGCGGGCACCACCGGGUGGGCGAGGGCCGUCCCCAGGGCCCCCCAGCUGGCUUGGGUGCCUGGCACACAGCGAUGGGAGCCCAGGAAGGGGGAAUGAAUCAUGAAUCAAGCA
Messenger RNA from Gymnogyps californianus (California condor), 1219 nucleotides. RefSeq names its product RAS like family 12 (gene RASL12). The transcript has 4 exons. The coding region runs from base 1 to 759 and encodes 252 amino acids. NCBI's taxonomy places the organism in Eukaryota, Metazoa, Chordata, Aves, Accipitriformes, Cathartidae. Gene Ontology annotation, molecular function: GTP binding; GTPase activity. The record is from RefSeq and is a predicted model, not a curated record.